Molecule: messenger RNA, 1212 nt
Organism: Cylicocyclus nassatus
Lineage: Eukaryota; Metazoa; Nematoda; Chromadorea; Rhabditida; Strongylidae
Source: the annotation of a GenBank genome assembly
GCUUUAGUUUCUUUGUGAGAUCACAUCAGCUAUUGCGAAGCGAUUUCUAUCUCUGGCGACUUUUAUUCUUUUUGAUUCCUCCCCGUCUUUCAUUAGUAAAUCACAAUAAAUAUGUCGGGCGAUAGUGUACCUGACCACUACUGGAAAAAUCUGCUAGCAAUCACUACAAAAGCAACUUCUGAAUCGCAGAAUAAUGCGGAUGUCACACCAAGACCGAUGAGCGAGGAGAAUCGGAAAUGGCUCGAAAUGGUCAUGGAAGACCUGGUGAAGGAGAGUGAUCCAGGUCGACAAAUGGAUGCUAUCCUGAAAAGUUUGCAUUCGUAUGCUUCGAGCAUCUCAGAAUUGACUGAAACUGACAUCGAAAAGAUCUAUGAACUUACGGAUCACCUAGAUGACAUACUUGGUUAUGCGGAGAUCACGAAUAGUUUCGUGGCAAAGGGAGGCUUGCUCAUCAUCGAAACUUUUAUGUGUCAACGACAACACUUAUCCUUGCAAUGUCGUUAUGCAGAACUUGUGCUCAGUUUGACUGAAAAUAAUCCACAAACGCAAUCACUAUUCGCUAGAGAGGGUGUUCUUGCAAAACUGCUAGAAAUUCUUGCGGACGACACAUAUGAUGAGCGAUUUCUCUUCAAAGUUCUUGGUGCGGUAUCCGGUUCUGUUCGUUCACACAUCGAGUCGUUUGAAAUAUUUCGCGCCAGCGGUGGUGUGGAGCUUUUCUCGAAAAUUGUUGAAAGAGCUGAAAGUGGAAAACUAGCUGGAAAAGCUGCUCGUGUGCUGACGAGUAUCGCCUACACUUUAGUGGAUUCUCCCUCGCAUGUCAAGUUGCUCGUUUUUGACAUAUUAUCCAACUUUCUGUAUGUCUUGCAGAACUUCGCGAAUGAAUGUAAAAGUGAGCUGGAUUAUAUAGGCGAAUACAUUCUUGAUUUCGUGGAUAUCAAAGCAAUACCAAAGGAACUAGCAAAAGAGAUGGCUGCUUCUCUCGAAUAUUUGACGGUCGACAUCCCUGUGAGCGGAUCUUUGGUCAAGAAACUCCGUGCCGUCACCUAGAGCAGCUGCAGUAAGAACCUCUAUAAGAUGUCCGGACGAAGGUCUCAUGCAAACAAGUGAUCUGAAGCGCUAGUCAGUGUUGUAGCGCAACUGAAGGCCAUUUUACCUCAGUAAUGUGAUUGUAAUUGUUUUUCUGAGUUUCAUUCUUAAUAAAUUGUAAAGAAC